Annulohypoxylon truncatum is the source of this 2659-nucleotide messenger RNA. Its product is annotated as glycoside hydrolase family 30 protein. Lineage: Eukaryota; Fungi; Ascomycota; Sordariomycetes; Xylariales; Hypoxylaceae. The record is from RefSeq and is a predicted model, not a curated record. The transcript is spliced from 2 exons. Gene Ontology annotation, biological process: sphingolipid metabolic process. Bases 635 to 2059 code for a protein of 474 amino acids. Gene Ontology annotation, molecular function: glucosylceramidase activity.
UAGGUAGUGUACUGUGGACUAAUCAGCUUUCUUAUGGAAAGGGGCUCUAAGUUACAUAAAUCAAAAGUGAAUCAUCCGUAUAAGAGUUUGGUGAGCUCGAUAGACAGGGAGCUAGAGUAGCAUUUAUAUCCAAAUUCUUCCACCUCUAAAAGCACUUCGUUCUGAGAUUGCCGGUACGACUAUCCACACUCGCAUCCAUUCUCUCUCAUUUCAAAGCAGAAAUCGUGGUGCCAAGCUCUACAGAGGACCUAUGCUGACAUUUCGGGGCUCGAUGCCAUGCCCAUAAAACAGAAAAUCGUGGAUUUAGCCGCUCCUUGUAGCCGAUGGAACGUUCAAUCGCGGAGAAUCCCUGCGACGGCCACGAUAUCCAGGUCCUCAAAAUAGCAUCUAGAUCUGCAUCGAUCGGCAAAAAACAUUCUGGGGAAGUUCUAGAUCUUAGGCAAUAUGAAUCUUGUGGCGACCAAGAUUGGACGGUGCGGAUAAAUCUCAUUCGUCUGGCCAGACGAAUGUCGAAGGUCAUAAGAUGCCAGCCGCUUAAUAUCUAUCUACCUACCUACCUAGGUACCCAUCGUGAUACAGUCAACUGCUAAGGCAUCAAGGACGAAGCUUUGAAUAUCGUACAGCCCCUGUCACGAUGUCGCUCUUAUUAUUGAUAACAGCAGUGGUCUUACCGUUGACGACCUUCGCAAGGAGUGUCGACCUCGAAGGACGGCAGGCAGGAAAUACGAUAACCGUAAACCUAGACCAGAAGUACCAGACCAUCGACGGCUUCGGUUGCUCGGAGGCUUUUCAACGAGCGGUGCAAAUGUCCAAGCUCACGAAGGAACAGCAGCAGUAUACGCUUGACCUUCUCUUUAGCACGACGAAAGGAGCUGGGUUGUCCAUCCUCCGCAACGGCAUCGGCUCGUCGCCGGACAUGAGUUCGGAUCACAUGGUCUCCAUUCAACCCAAGAGCCCCGGAGGCCCGUCGAGCGCCCCGAAUUACGUCUGGGAUGGCUCGGACAACAAGCAGCUAUGGGUUUCUCAAGAGGCUGCUAAGCGCGGGGUCAAGACGUUCUACGCCAACGCCUGGAGCGCGCCAGGUUACAUGAAGACCAACGGAAACGACGCGAACGGCGGGACUCUAUGCGGAGUCAGCGGCGCUUCAUGUUCCAGCGGCGACUGGAAGCAAGCGUACGCCGACUACCUGGUGCAGUACAUUAAGUAUUACCUAGAGUCGAACGUGACGAUAACGCACCUGGGAUUUGUCAACGAGCCGGAUCUCACGACGAGCUACGCGUCGAUGCGUUUCUCGGGCUCGCAAGCGGCGGACUUUAUCAAGGUACUCCACCCGACCCUCGAAAAGGCUAACCUAAGCUCCGUUGGCAUCAACUGCUGCGAUACGGAAGGCUGGGGGAGCCAGGCGAGUAUGCUGGGCCAGCUAAGCUCCGUCGACGACCUCAUAUCGACCAUCACAGCGCACUCUUAUACGUCAUCGCCCGGAUCGCCUAUGAGCACGCGCCACCGCGUCUGGCAGACGGAGGCCGCCGACCUAAACGGCCAGUGGCAAGGCGGGUGGUACAGCGGCGGCGGGGCCGGGGACGGCAUGACAUGGGCUAACAACAUCUACACGGCCAUCGUCAACGCGAACGCCUCCGGCUACCUGUACUGGAUCGGUGCGCAAACCGGGACGACCAAUUCGAAACUUAUCCGGCUCGACGGCGACACCGUCUCUCCCUCGAAGCGUCUGUGGGCCUUCGGGCAGUGGAGCCGGUUCGUCCGGCCCGGCGCCGUUCGCGUAGGCGUCCAGGGGGCGUCGUCGGGGUUACGCACGGCUGCGUUUCAAAAUGUCGACGGCUCCGUUGCCGUCCAAUUCAUCAACAGCGGAGCGUCGGCGGCCGGCGUCCAGGUUAAGGUCAGCGGGUUCAACUCCAGCACCGCGGCCGCAUUUGUCACUGAUGAUAGUCAUGAUAUAAGCGACUUGACCGUAUCGCUGAGCGACGGGACGGCUGUGGUCAGCGUGCCGGCAAGGGCUAUGAUUACGAUCGUACUGAAGCAAGAGGAGGCGGCGUCAGCAUAGAAUGCUUUAGGCGAGCUUGGCUGUCGUAGCGGAAGCUGCCUGACGCCUAAGAUAAGCGCUGACGUAUAGGAUUCUGUUUUGAAGCUAAACGAAGCUGUCAGACUGUCAGACUGUGAGAUACGCUGUUCCGUCAAAGCAAGGCACUAGAAUUCAAGUUGAUUUACGCUCUCGGAUGAUUGUUUCUAAUCCUACCCUUCGUGGUUGAGGCAUUUAUCGUUGAAGUUGUACAAUCCGUUUAACCUCCUGAUCUUUCCGAUUUACGUAGAGUUUUCCGCGAUCAACCCCAGUUUUCAUUUCACCGUGAGACUUGAAAGCGUGUCUCCUGAAUGCUGAUCGGACCUAUAUGUAUCUACAUGUUGUGUAGGUAGGCAGGCUUCAAGGGUUGGAAAUAUAGUGAGUAGGUAGUGCAGUGCACAGCGAGCCAGGAGUCGUCGACAAUAACAUCGAAACUGAAGUAGAAAUAGUCUUCGAAACAGUUACACUACAGACGGUUUAAUAACAGGAUGGCUUGCAUAUCUGCAUAUGUACUACGCUAUGUGAUAAGGGGCUGGAAGAUUUCCUCUCGAAGAUCCCUGUCCCGCUUGUUCCCGCUAUCCUGGG